AUGAAUCAUGAAGACGACACUAGGUCCCUGUGCGGAUUAAGUGACACCCCUCAUUUCAACCGUGUUUAUUAUUUGUGCUUCACUCAAUCUUCCGAUGGUGACUUUUCCAUUUUUGCUUAUUUCCUUUCUUUCUUUCUUUCUUUCUUUCUUUCUUUCUUUCUUUCUUUAGAAGCACCUUCUCAUUGUCAGGAACAAUGUUAUAAAACAAUCUGCCCACUUCAUUUUUGUCGGAUUUGUUUAUUCUCUUUCUUUUCCUCUUCUUUGACUCCUCCUUUCUCCCCUGAUGGUUUUCAGGCUCGAUUUUUCAACCCAAUCUCCCGUUUGUUAUUAUUUCCUUUCUUUACACAUUUAACUUCCUGCAUUUUCCCGUUUUUUUCUUUUUUGUCUUUCGAUGUAAAAACUUUGAUUUUUAUUUUCUACUUCGUCUCUCUCUCUCCCUUUCUCUUUUAUAAUCAGUUCCUUAUGAUUCCAUCUUUUUCUGCUUACAGACCACAUAUAAAGAGAUGUCGAUAUCGUCCAUUAUCAAGAACUUUCAUUCAGUUUUCGUGGAUAUCUCGCCUUAUUCGACUGUAUCUAUCUUUUUUCUAUCUAUCUAUCUAUCUAUCUAUCUAUCUAUCUAUCUAUCUAUCUAUCUAUCUAUCUAUCUAUGUUCCACCCUCAAAUCUAUCUAUCUAUCUAUCUAUCUAUCUAUCUAUCUAUCUAUCUAUCUAUGUGUAUAUGGAUAUGAUCCACCCUCAAAUCUAUCUAUCUAUCUAUCUAUCUAUCUAUCUAUCUAUCUAUCUAUGUUGA
This is a messenger RNA of Acanthosepion pharaonis, 789 nucleotides long. Lineage: Eukaryota; Metazoa; Mollusca; Cephalopoda; Sepiida; Sepiidae. The record is from the annotation of a GenBank genome assembly.